Messenger RNA from Nomascus leucogenys (northern white-cheeked gibbon), 1615 nucleotides. The record is from RefSeq and is a predicted model, not a curated record. NCBI's taxonomy places the organism in Eukaryota, Metazoa, Chordata, Mammalia, Primates, Hylobatidae.
CAGGAAAUACGGUAAGAGCGAAACAGGAGGAAGCCAGCUCUGUGCCUGGAGGGGACCCGCCGCCAUCUCAGGUCUCUUGGUUUUGCCAGGGCCCACCGGAGAAAACUGACGACCCGUUUCUGUAAUCCUUAUGGGAGACCAACCUUGUGCCUCCGGGAGAUCCACUCUCCCACCUGGAAACGCACGGGAAGCCAAGCCUCCAAAAAAGCGCUGCCUCCUCGCUCCGCGUUGGGAUUAUCCGGAAGGAACUCCCAACGGAGGUAGUACCACUCUACCCUCCGCACCUCCUCCUGCAUCAGCCGGCCUGAAGUCGCACCCUCCUCCUCCGGAGAAGUAGAGAAAUAAAUUUCUCCCACCUUAAACCAGUCUUUGAGCGAUUGCAGUAUGACUCCAUUUCCCUGGUGCAUUCAUAUAAUAGUUCACCUGGUGAAAACAAUGAAGAUUAUUUACAAUGCUACCCUGCUUUUUCUGGUGUCCUGCACCUGGAAGUUGUGCUUUUUAAGGAGCAGGAGACGUGAAACUGGGAGAAGGCCAAAGGAAGGGCAAAGACUGGCUACGUAAACGUCUUAUGAUGUAAUCAGCGUGAUUUCACUUCCUGAAUUUCGAUGAAUUCUAAGACAUGGGCAAGAUCGGGUUGUAAGACCUCUGAGAUUUAAGGCCAUGGCCUGGAUCAUGGUGAACUUACCAAAGCAAAUAAUGCCUGUGAGAUGGUCCUGCAGCAGCCAACCAGUGCGCUCUUUUGGUGACAUCCAGUUCUUGUUGUAUAACUUUAUAUUCCUAUAAAUCCAUUAAGGCCCCAAUAAAGUUUGUCUCUAAGUGCUGUGUUAGAUCUAUAUGACUACAUCUAGUAAAUUGUGAAUUUUAAGUAAAUAUUUUAUAAGAACUCCAUAUAUAAAGCAUUACUAAAAUUAGUGUUGAAAUAUGACCUUCUUCUUACAUUUAUUCAUUUAUUUAUGUCUAUUUAUUCAUUUAUUUUAGUGAAAAAUAUAAGGAAAGGGGAGGAAGGUUAAAUCCAAAAAAGAAUUAAGUUUCCAAUACACUUUCUUUACUUUGCUGUCAAUUUUUGCAUGGAAUCUACAUCUUUUUAUGCUAAUCCUCAUCAUAUUAUUUUACAUCUUAACUUUUUUUUCUGACUAAAAUGGUUGAUGUGCUUGUUUUUUGUAAUUUUCUACUUUCCUUCUAAAAUGCUUAGUAUUGAACAAAUAGAAUAUCCUAAUUAAAAACAGUAAUAAAUAUUAUGGUGAAAAAAUACAAGUAAAAUGGGAAAACAUUAGAUAGCAGCUUUCAAUAUUUCAUAUAGUUCAUAAAUUUUUCAGGAAUUAGUUACAGAAAAACAUUUAUAGACUAUAAUAAUUUCCAGGGAUAUAAAAAAUAAAGCUUCUACCUCCAAAUUGUAAUAAAAGAUAAACAGAUUUGAAAGCAUAUAUUAUAUCUGAAAAUGUCAGAUAAACUUGGCUUAUAAAUUAAAAUAUAAAAUAAUAAUACAAUUUGUUCAAAUAAGUAAUUAAAGCUGACAUUGUAAAAUGAAUAUUUAGAGAGAUUGUGAAACCUGAGUAUUUUACCCAAUCCUCUGAAAUUAGUCCCUAGUGUCAGAAUGAAAGAAUCUGAAAAAUCA